This is a messenger RNA of Corythoichthys intestinalis (scribbled pipefish), 3012 nucleotides long. It is a transcript of the gene afg2a, whose product is annotated as AFG2 AAA ATPase homolog A. The transcript is spliced from 16 exons. The coding region runs from base 56 to 2446 and encodes 796 amino acids. The record is from RefSeq and is a predicted model, not a curated record. Gene Ontology annotation, molecular function: ATP binding; ATP hydrolysis activity. Gene Ontology annotation, cellular component: cytoplasm. NCBI's taxonomy places the organism in Eukaryota, Metazoa, Chordata, Actinopteri, Syngnathiformes, Syngnathidae.
CCCGGUGUUUUUGCAUGUUUUUACUUUCACGUGUGUCAAAUAUUGUGAAUUUAUCAUGUCUUCAAAGAAGAAAAGUAAAUCGAAGCGUUUAAGCGAAGGAGACAGUUCGUGUAACUCGAGCAACUUCGAGACUUCCAGCCACGAGGGAAGUAAAAGCAGCAACACUUUUACUGUCAUUGACUUUAUUGAGAAAGCUGAUGAUAAAACACCCAAAAGUUGCAGAUGGUCGCUUGCUCAGUUGAGCCUCAACUCGCUGAAGGCGGCAAGCGUCAGCAUCGGCAGACCCGUUCUCCUCACGAGUCCUACGGGGCGGCAGGAGGUGUGUGUGGGUUGGCCUUUGGCCACCUUCCCCAGUGGGAAAGUGGGUCUCCACAAUUGUGUGCAGACCAACCUGAAAGUUAAAUGUGGUGAUGCAGUGUUGGUUCAACCUGUGACGGGUCCUGUGCUUCAAGCUGAGGAAGUCAUUCUCUCUCCAAGGUCUGUGGAUGACAAAUUAAACAUGGAAGAGUUCAAGAACUUCUUGCUGCAUUCAUUAAUCAGAAGCAUCCUCCUCCCUGGAAACGUUUUGUCCAUCACAUACUUUGGCCAGCCGUGCAGUCUUAACGUGGAAACCAUACGAGGAGAAGACGGCUGCUCCCUCCGGAAGCCGGUUUUUCUUCAUCUUUGUCCUUCCCUUGACACUGAGGAGUCGUCAAAUCCCGCCGACCUCUCUCUAAAGCUUGAUCAGCUAACCUUGGAUGACACAGGGGGAUCCCCAGGGACCCCCGCGGCCAGCACACCGCACAGACAUGCUGCCUGUCAGUCUCCCCUCUCCCUGGCGUCUCCCAUUUCAAAUCACAUGGACCCUGCUGAUGACUGCCAGGAGAACACCUCAGCCUUGAACAGUUCAUUCAACACAGAACAUCCUCCCCAGUUGUCCAUAGCGCCUUCUGGUGCCGUGUCGUGUCAUGACACCUUCUAUAUCCUCUCAUCCACAAGUAAGCUGAGUUUUCGAGGCCAAGUCAAACAAAAAGAGACCAAAGGCCAAAAAGCAAAAGUCACAUACAGCAUGAUUGGCGGCCUUAAAAGCCAAUUGGAUGUCAUCAAGGAGACCAUUGAGUUGCCUCUAAAACACCCAGAGCUCUUCUCCAACUAUGGCAUCCCGGCUCCCCGAGGAGUUCUUCUGUACGGACCCCCCGGAACAGGCAAGACCAUGAUUGGUCGUGCCAUUGCUAACGAGGUGGGAGCCCACAUGACUGUAAUCAAUGGGCCGGAAAUCAUGAGCAAGUUUUUUGGUGAAACUGAGGAGAAGCUGAGGCAAAUAUUCACCGAGGCAUCGAAAAGGACACCUUCCAUCAUCUUCAUCGACGAGUUGGACGCUCUGUGUCCCAAGCGAGAGGGCGCGCAGAACGAGGUGGAGAAACGAGUGGUGGCGUCCCUUUUGACCCUCAUGGACGGAAUUGGCUCCGAAGGCCAUUCGGGCCAGCUUGUGGUUUUGGGGGCAACAAACCGGCCCCACGCUCUCGACCCAGCCUUGAGGCGACCGGGCCGUUUCGACAAGGAGCUGGAGGUUGGCGUUCCCGGUCCCGCCGAACGUGCCGACAUUUUGCGCAAGCAGCUGAGAUCAGUCCCGUGCGACGCCAGCGAACAGGAAGUGACACAGCUGGCUGACGCCGCUCACGGCUACGUCGGGGCAGACUUAGCGGCUGUCUGCAAAGAAGCAGGACUAAAUGCAUUGAGGCGAGCGAUUGGAGCGACUGACAAUCCGUCAGACCGGCAACUGAAGGGCAAGGUGACCGUCACUCUUUCUGACCUCCAGUGGGCCAUGUCAGUGGUGAAGCCCAGUGCAAUGAGGGAGGUCUCCAUCGAUGUUCCCAAGGUCCGCUGGGCUGACAUCGGCGGCAUGGAGGAUGUGAAGCUGAAACUGAAGCAGGCCGUGGAGUGGCCCUUGAGGCAUCCAGAGGCCUUCAUCCGCAUGGGCAUCCAGCCACCUAAAGGGGUCUUGCUGUAUGGACCGCCAGGCUGCUCCAAGACCAUGAUAGCAAAGGCCCUGGCCAACGAAAGCGGCCUCAACUUCCUAGCCAUUAAAGGUCCUGAAUUGCUAAGCAAGUAUGUUGGGGAGUCUGAAAGAGCCGUGAGAGAGGUGUUUCGGAAGGCCAGAGCUGUCGCUCCCUCCGUCGUCUUUUUCGACGAGAUCGACGCCUUGGCUGGCGAAAGAGGAAGCUCUCCGGGAUCGGGCGGCGCAGGCGAUAGAGUCCUGGCGCAGCUCCUGACAGAGAUGGACGGCAUAGAGCAGCUCAGCGACGUCACUGUGCUGGCCGCCACCAACCGGCCGGACAUGAUCGAUAAGAAAGCGUCGAACAGUAAGCGAACACAUGUAUGGACAUGCCCGCCCACUCCACACAUGUACACACAGAGCAGCCGAGUGGCAGAGGUGACAGCCUGCGUGCACAUUUGUUGCUUGUGAAGCAUCCAGAGGCCAUUGCUGUAUAUAACCCCUUUUUUACUGUUUAUUGUGCGUUUUCAAUUGUGGUCGAGUACCUGGGGCGAGUUUAUGUGAUUGUUUUUGAUGAUGUGCAGAUGCUAACUGCUACAUGCUAAUUGUCUGUUUUUACUGUAUCAGCAGCUACUUCUAAACGCAAAUGGAAUUGCUGUUAUUGAAGAUAAGACUGCUUUAGUUUUAUUUUAGUUUUCAUUCUGCAAGAUGUCAUGCAGCUGAAUAAAGUCAGCAAACCACACUGACGUCUGACAUCGUCAUUUCGAAGCUCAGCUCGCUGUCUAGCCAGGACUUAGCGCUGACUUCUUAGCAAGGAAAGUAGAAUGAUAAUGCAUGAUUUAUGUUUUUCUUUUAAUUUAGAGCAGCGGUCUCAAACCGACUCCACAAAGGGCCACAGUGGGUCCUGGUUUUUGUUCCAACAGAUCCAGCACAAACAGUUCAACCAAUGAGGUUUCUACUAACAUAAGCAGCACCUGAUUGCAAUCAACUGAUUACACUUGUAAGAAACCAGAUUGGUGAAAAGGUAUUUGGGUGUU